AUGAUCAGAAAUCACCACCAAACCACACUGCAACAAUUACCAAGUUUCACCACCGCUCGCCAUGAGUUAGAAGCAGUUAUUUCUUCAGCUGCUCCGUCAUCAUCAGCCGUGGCGAGCAGCAACAGCGUGGGUUUAAAGAAUAUGGCAAACUGCCAACUGGAUCUAGUUCACCAUAACGGAUCAAAGAUCAGCGAAGCUCACGACUGCGCUGGAGCCGAUACGAGUUAUAUGUGGUUCACUACCUUUGCUUUCUUCGAUCCUCUUCCUCCUCCUCCUCCUCCUCUUCCUGCGUCAACACCUUGUCUCUGUCAGCACACAUGGAAACACUGUUUUCAUUACUUUCUGUUACCCACUUCGAAUAUACGCAAAUAG
Enterobius vermicularis (human pinworm) is the source of this 372-nucleotide messenger RNA. The record is from the annotation of a GenBank genome assembly. Lineage: Eukaryota; Metazoa; Nematoda; Chromadorea; Rhabditida; Oxyuridae.